AUGGCGGGCGCGGCGCGGAGCGGGGGUAGCGCCGUGUGCCGCUCCCGGGACCCCGCCGUGUACCGCUCCCGGGACCCCAUCCGCAACCUGCGCCUACGGGUCCGUAUCCAGCGGGUCGCGCCGGCCGGGCCUCUCCUGCCGCGGGUGCCGCCGCUCGCCGGCCCUGAGCGGCCGGGCCGGGCCGACCGCGCCGCCGAUGCGGGAGCGGUGCCGCUGCGGGUUACCGGGGGCUCUCGCGCAGGCGCCCAGCGACCCCCGGAGGACGAGGAGGAGGAGGUCGAGGUGGGGUGGCAGGAGAAGCUCUUCAGCCAGUUUGAGGUGGAUCUGUACCUGAAUGAGUCAGCCUGCCAGACUCCCCUGGACUGGCAGUACCAUGAGGAGAUCCGGAAACUGGAGAAGGCUGGAGGUCGGAAGAACAGUCGCAUCUUCACCUACACCGACCAUGACCGAUUCACCAACCUAGAGGAGCUCUGCCAGAAGGUAACUGACUUGGAUCACGAAGAGCCAUCGUAUCUGGUCGAGAGGAUGGCCAAUGUGAGGAGGAGAAGACAGGACCGUAGGCCUGUAGAAGCAAGUUCUCUGAAGUCAAAAAUCAUCACCUGGGAACCUUCAGAAGAGUUUAUAAAGAACAAUCAUGUUAUUAACACACCUGUCCAGACCAUGUACAUCAUGGGGGAUUUGGGACCUUAUGGGAAGCUUGGUCAGAGGGAGUACGAAAAUGUGCUUUGCACGAUCAAGGUGGAUGGCAAUGGGGUGAUCACAGUGAAGCCUGACUUCAAUGGCACCAAAGGAGCUUACCGGAUCGAGCUGGAUGGAGAGAAGCGAGAGGUGUGGGAAUACACCAUUGAGAAUGCAUCUGCCCAGGUGCAGCCAGAGGAGGAGGAGCGUGAGCAGCGCGUGUUCAGAGAACUGUACGGGCGGCACAGGGAUUACCUCAGUGGGCUCGUGGGCUCAGACUUUGAAAUGCCUCUUCCUGGUACUCUGAGACUUGUCGUGAAUGGAGAAAUAGUUUCAGCCCAAGGCUAUGAGUAUGACAACCUUUAUGUGCAUUUCUUCCUGGAGCUGCCUGACCAGUGGUCAAGCUCCCCGUUCCAGCAGCUCUCAGGAGUGACACAGACCUGUGCCACCAAGGCAGUGGGCUGGGAUAAUGUGGCAUACUUCUGCUACCCCUUCACUGUGGACAUGUUUUACACCCAAGAAGAUGAAGACAGUCUCCCUCAGUGGCCUGUUCUCUACUUUGAGGUCCUAUCCCUGGAUUUCUGGCAGAGGUAUCGUGUGGAAGGAUAUGGGUCCUUGGUGCUGCCAACAUCUCCAGGUGUCCACAUGCUCACCAUCCCUACCUGGCGUCCCGUGGGUCUGGGACCUGUUGCUGAAAUGAGGAGGUUUUUCAUUGGGGGAUCUCCUGAGCUGGAGGACUUGACCUACAUCCGGAUACCAUCGACCUUCAAGGGAAAGCGCUUGAGCCGCUUUGGUUUCCGGACAGAGACCACAGGGAGCGUCACCUUCCGGCUCUGUUGCCUGCAGCAGUCCAGAGCCUUUCUGGAGAACAGUGCCCUGAGACAGCGCAUGCAGAGUGUGCUGGACCGACUGGGAGGCUUCAGCCAGCAGAGCUCUGUCUACAAUGUUUUGGAGGCUUUCCAGCGGGCACGGCGCCGGAUGCAGGAAGCGCGGGAGAGCCUUCCCCAGGACCUCAUCAGCACUUCUGCCUCUGCUCUGCCCCAGCCACUGGAGCCAUGAGCCUCACCUCUGCUGCUGCUUGGAGGCAUCCUCCCUCCAACACAAGCUCCCCCCCCUCAGCAGGAGUCCCAGUGCUGGUGCCUGGAAGCUUCAGAAGCCCUUCCUUUGUUGCUUUCCUUGGAUGGGGGAGAGAGCUUGUAACACCUCCAGACCCAGAAUUUGCAUUUCCAUGGGUAUCUGUGGAAGGAGCCCUGUUUUUCAAGGCCCUUUGUUACCAGGCUCUAACAUACAGCCAGUUUUUCUCAUUUCUUCUGAAAUACUGGCAUGGAACCUGUGAACCCUGUAACACCUUUUCAGGGAUUGAAAAGGAAAUAAUGAGAAAAACUGUAAAUUUAGUUUUCUUCUUAGAGAAGAGGGUGAUGUUGAAGGCCAAGGCAUGGAUGCUUUUUGAGAUUAAUGGAAUGAGUAGAUGACUUCUUGAGAAAUGCUGAUAAUUGUUGUUAGCUGUUUUGUACAGGACAAUCAAUAGUAAAAUUAAUCCAUCCACCUCUA
Molecule: messenger RNA, 2229 nt
Organism: Agelaius phoeniceus (red-winged blackbird)
Lineage: Eukaryota; Metazoa; Chordata; Aves; Passeriformes; Icteridae
Gene: MKS1
Product: MKS transition zone complex subunit 1
Biological process (GO): cilium assembly
Cellular component (GO): MKS complex
Source: RefSeq, a predicted model, not a curated record